UGGAUUGUGGUAGGUGUAUCUAAGCAUGUCUUUCUUCGUUGGCUGGUACAGAUUCUACGGAUAUAUCCAUCCACCGAACACCAAAACGCCACCGCGCUUCCCCUCCAUCCACCCGCUUCUCCUCCUCUCUCUCUCCUGCACCCCAUCCAUGGAGUCCAACCCCACCUCCCAAACCCUGGAAGCCCCUGACCUCGAAUCCCCAGACUCAGAAAACCAGCAGCAACCUUUGGAGCUCACCAAACCCCUUCCAGUAGCCUCCAUUUCCCUCUCCCUCUCCCUCUCCUCCCUCCUCUCCUCCCCCCAAAAACCCUCCCUUUCCCCCUUCGCCCACAUCAAAAUCCCCUCCCAGAUCUCCUCCCUCGUCCGCCUCUCCCUCUCCACUUCUUCCUCGAAACCCUCCUCCAAAAUCUCCACACCCUCUCGCAUCGCUAACUCCCCCCUCCAAUCCCCCUCCCCACUCCUCCGCCGCCGCCCCGCCGACCCCUCCCACUCCGCCGCCGGCCGUCGCUGCACCGUUGUCUGGUUCCGCGCCGACCUCCGCGUCCAUGACAACGAGGCCCUGACGGCCGCCACCAAUGACUCCCUCUCCCUCCUCCCUGUAUAUGUCUUCGACCCCCGGGACUACGGCAAGUCCUCCUCGGGCUUUGACAAGACCGGACCCUACCGCGCCACCUUCCUCCUCCAGUCCGUCGCCGAUCUCCGCGGCAGGCUCCGCGAACGGGGCUCCGACCUUGUCGUCCGGGUCGGCCGACCGGAGACGGUGCUGGUGGACCUUGCCCGUGCUGUUGGUGCCGACGCGGUGUACGCCCACCGGGAGGUGUCUCACGAUGAGGUGCGGGCGGAGGAGCGGGUGGCGAAGGCCAUGGAGGCAGAGGGGGUGGAGGUGAAGUACUUCUGGGGGAGCACGCUGUACCACAUUGAUGAUUUGUCGUUCGAGGUGGAGCAGAUGCCAUCUAAUUACGGGGGGUUCAGGGAGAAAGUGCAGGGGGUGGCGGUGAGGAAGACAAUCGAGGCUCUGGACCAGAUUAAGGGGCUGCCGUCGAGAGGCGAUGUUGACCCUGGAGAGAUUCCGAGCUUGGUCGACCUCGGGCUCAACCCGGCGCCAACCAUGUCUCAGGAUGGAAAACCUACCAUGAAUGCUUCACUUGUGGGUGGUGAGACUGAAGCACUGGAGAGACUGAAAAAGCUUGCAGCUGAAUGCCGUGCCCAACCAAACAAAGGGGAAGGUUCUCGAGAUAGCAUCUAUGGUGCUAGUUUCUCCUGCAAAAUCUCACCAUGGCUAGCAACAGGAUGCCUUUCUCCACGUUUCAUGUAUGAUGAGCUGAAAAAGACUGCAACAAGAGCAAUACCUGUUGCCUCAACUCCAAAGAAUGGUGCUGCUUCAGCAGAUAAUGGAAUGAAUUGGUUAAUGUAUGAACUAUUAUGGAGGGAUUUUUUCAGGUUCAUCACUAAAAAAUACAGCUCCACCAAGAAAAGGAUUGAAGCUGAGCCAGCCACAGCUUGCACCGGUGCUCUUGUUUGAGUCUUCUGGAACCUGGAGAUUACUGGAAAUCAGAACUGAAUUCAAUUCAACGUGGCCUGUGCCCUGAAAUGGAGUUUCUGAAAGACUACUGUAUCUGUCAAUCCCAUCUUUCUCUCUCCAUAAGUUGCAGCUAGUUCUCACCCUUCUCAUACAUGAUUGAUCAAAAUUUUGAUCUGUGGACUGAGUGUUCAGGAGAAGAUGCAUCUCCCUCUCCCCUGCAUUUUAUAUCUUCUUCUUAUUUCCUUUGCUUCAUCAGAUAAUUAUUUGGGUUUUUGAAGCAACCCACAAGCAAUAAUCAGACAAUUCGGUUGAUUGUCCCAAUGUCGACAGCCUGUUAUUAAUUCCUAGUAGAGGUUUUCUUGUUCAGUGACUUUGGACAACCGGCCACAUUGGCCAAUGGUGGUCAGGUUGCCUUGCAAGCUUGUCAUCAUCUUCUUGCUAGCCUCGUGGUGUUGGAUGUCGCAAAUAAUCUUUGCGCAAAACAAGCAUUUUUUACCGUGCCAUGUCCAAUGUGAAAUAAGAUAUUUGAGUUGCUGGAAA
Messenger RNA from Elaeis guineensis (African oil palm), 2062 nucleotides. RefSeq names its product blue-light photoreceptor PHR2. Gene Ontology annotation, molecular function: DNA binding; deoxyribodipyrimidine photo-lyase activity; FAD binding. The record is from RefSeq and is a predicted model, not a curated record. Gene Ontology annotation, biological process: photoreactive repair. Lineage: Eukaryota; Viridiplantae; Streptophyta; Magnoliopsida; Arecales; Arecaceae.